Messenger RNA from Cuscuta epithymum, 1180 nucleotides. The record is from the annotation of a GenBank genome assembly. NCBI's taxonomy places the organism in Eukaryota, Viridiplantae, Streptophyta, Magnoliopsida, Solanales, Convolvulaceae.
GUUACAAUUUGGCGCUUUUUUCUUCUUCUUUCCCACCAAAAUAACUGUCAUUUCAGGAUUGAGAGAAAGAGAAGCGGAGAAGAAGGAACUCGUUCCGCUCUCUCUCCCUCUCCCCUUUCUUUCCUCCCAUCACCCUUUCCAUUUCUCUCAGAUCAAUUACCCAAUUCACAACUCUAAACCUAAUCCCGAUUGUUCACAACAACAUCAGAAACUCGUUUGAUUUAUUCUUUCCCUGAUUUUUGUGUCCUCAAAUUCAAACGUUGCUGCAAUAGCUGUGCACGGAUAACUAUGCAGGUGUACGAUGAAAGCGGUAAUAGUACGCCAAUGGUUACAUUCCAGCGGAACGGGUCGUUGUCCUGCCCGGUUCAAUUUUUGUGCCGUGAAAGCUCCAAUGGCUUCUCCUACAACAAGAUUCCCCCGCGCCCGCUCAAGCUGACCGUUCUCAAGCUGGAUGGAUCCUCUUUCGAGAUUGAAGUGCCCAGAAAUGGGACGGUGGCGGAUCUGAAGAAGGCUGUGGAGGCGGCUUUUAGCCGUUUACCUUGCAGGGUUUCAUGGUAUGGACUAUCAAGGCAACACGUGUGGGGACAUUUCUGUUUGAGCCAUGAUUAUGAGAAGCUAUUAUCUGAUGCUGAUCAUAUAGGACUUCAUGGAAUCAGGGAUGGCGAUCAGCUUGAAUUUGUGCGACACGUGUCAGUUUCUUACUUGGGAAAGCGACAAGAAAGAGAAGAAAUUGAACCCUGUCUGUUGCAGAACUAUGAGAACAGAUUGCAAAGGAAAGGUAGUAUCUCAAGGUUCUUCUCAGGCAACUCUAGAAAUACAAAGUCCCUAAACCGAUAUAACAGCUAUGGUACUCAAAAAGUAGUUGCAUGUGAUUUUGAAACUCGAAGCUUGUAAUGCUGCAAUGAAAUGAAACAUAGGAUUGAAACAACUAAUGCAUGACGCUGCUUGUGGUGAUUGAAUCAAGACGGGGUUGCUGAUGAUGAUGAUCAACCUUUCCUUUUGUUUACUCAAGAGGUUUCAUAUGUAAAGAGAUCUAAAGGGGAACCCGUGACCCUUGUUAGGCAAAGCACUGAAUGCUACUAUUCAAGUUGUAUUUCAGUAACUUAUUUUGGGAUCUUACAUUAUACUACAGAGUAAUAAUAACAGAAUAAACUGCAAGAAGUUACUUCACCAAAUUCUC